Molecule: messenger RNA, 1932 nt
Organism: Chroicocephalus ridibundus (black-headed gull)
Lineage: Eukaryota; Metazoa; Chordata; Aves; Charadriiformes; Laridae
Gene: RGS18
Product: regulator of G protein signaling 18
Exons: 5
Coding region: 204-911 (235 amino acids)
Source: RefSeq, a predicted model, not a curated record
GUGCAGCUGCAGUGGCAGUGAAGGUGGAGAACCUCCUUCUUCCCACUACCUCCUCUGGAAACUGCUCAACAGCCCACUGGGGGCAACCCAGGCUGAUACAGAAUGUGAGAGCCCUCCUGAGCACAUCAGUUAACGCCAGAUGCAACUGCUGUGAGGAAGUAAAAGAAACAUUUUCUGAAACUGGGAAGCUUUUUUAGAGGAAGAUGGAGAACCCACUUCUUUUAUUCCCCCAGCUAAACAUUUCUGCCUCAAAGGAUAAAUCCUAUUACAAAGUCAUGAAAUCAACAAUUAAAGAAGAGCCACAUAAAGCAAGCAAGCCUGGAGCUAAGCAGAAGAGAAAUAGGCUAAGCCUUCUCCUGCAGAAAUCUGAAUUCCAUGAAGGUGAUCAUCUUGGUAAACCUGGAAACUUGACAAAAGCAGCAAGUAGUGUGUCUCCUGAAGAAGCAGUGAAAUGGGGAGAAUCUUUUGAUAAACUGCUUUCUGAGAAAGCUGGAUUGGAUGCCUUUACGAAGUUUCUGAAAACUGAGUUCAGUGAGGAGAACAUUGAGUUCUGGAUAGCUUGCGAGGAUUACAAGAAAAGCAAAACUGCACAUGAACUUUUGCCAAAAGCUAAGACCAUUUAUGAAACAUUCAUACAGAAAGACGCUCCAAAAGAGGUGAAUUUGGACUUUCAAACCAAAGAAGCCACAAGUCAGAAUAUUGAACAGCCCAUCAUCACCACCUUUGAUGCCGCACAAAACACAGUCUACAGGCUGAUGGAGCAAGACAGCUACCCACGCUUCCUAAGAUCGGAUCCUUAUUUAAAUUUGGUUAAGGGGAGAAAUCCCAGUCAUCCUACCCUUAGGAGACGAUCAAGGUCUUUUACUGUCAAUGAUUUCCAGGGUGUACGACCAGACUUUACUGUUUGGUAACAGGGAAACUCAGCCCUCAUAAAUUCUGGCUACUGCAACAACUCAUAUGUGUCUUAAAAUCCAAAUCCUUAGCAGGUGUAAAGGCGUGGAAAGCAAAGUUAUAUGCACCUAAACCAGUUCAGAGUUCUGUAGCCGCUGACUAAUCUCAUUUAUUGUAGAGAAGUAGGCAACAUAUUGGCAAGACAUAUAAUGUAAAGUUUUCAUACAGUAUUUUUUUUAAACUCAAGCAAGAACUGUAAUCAUUUUUGGAGGAAAAAAUCUGAGUUUCCUGCAUAAAAAUGUUGUAUAAAACGCCAUUUGAUAAUAUCCACUAUGUAUCCUGGGCCUGUAUCAUUUAGCACAGGGUUUCAUCACAGUUAGAAUCUAUAUACCUGGCCUUUGCACAUAUUUAUGUUUCUGCAGUAUUUUCUACACUAAGCACUGGUGGUAUUUUCUCAUACUGCAAAACGCAUGGGAACGUUAUUAGGUAUUAUGUAAAGUUGCAUAGAUUUUAACUGCAGCCACUGCAUAAUUAAAAUUUAGCUAUUGCAUAUUUUAAGAGGAAUAUAAGAAUACCUAUUUAAUUUUGGGGGGUACAUUUUGUACUGUUUUCUUAUUACAUGUGUCUGUUCUUUGUAUUUAAGUUAUGCUGUAUAAAUUAACUUUGCCAUCACAUACUAAUUUUUUGCAACCAAAUAAGCAGCAACAAAGGGCCAAGAAUGCUAUUUUAACACAAUCUGUGUCAUUAAAUAUCAGGUCAUGUGUAUGUGUAUAUAUAUAUAUAAAAAUACAUAUUUUUACUUUUAUUUGUAAAUAUUCAUGGUAUACCAACUUUGAUACUCAACUGUGUUCUGGAUUUUUUUCUGCCUUUCAUUUUGAAAAAGGAUCUGAAAAUUAACAGCUCUUGGACUCAGGUAGAAUAACCUUCAGUUCUACUGGUCGUUAAUAUACUCUGUGGUUAUAGAGGAGGAAUGAGAAAUCUCCCCUUUUAUUUCUUUACUAUUAAAGUCACGCGUAUCCUUUUCAUAGUCAGUAUACACAA